AUGGAUAUCGAUCACGUUCCCACAGACGCCAAGUCAAAGGAGGUUGUCCGACUUUGGCGGGCAUGGAGAACCGUCCAUGAGAUGGUCGCGGACCGAGAAUACGAGCUUGCUGAGGAGGAAGUCAAGAUCUCUCUCGACCGCUUCCGCGACGAGUACUGCAACCCCGACGGAUCCAUCAACAUCGACUACAGCCGCGCCAAACUCCAAUUCUCGGCGCGUCCCAGCACAAACAUGAUUCGCAAGUUUACACCACCUGUGACAGCUGCGAACCCCGAUCCCGUCGCCGACUGUGGUCCUAUCUGGGUUGAGUUCCUCGCAGAUAAGACCUUCGGUGUCAGCCAGAUUCGACAAUUCGCCUCAUACGUGAUCUCAAACAACUACAAGACCGGCAUUAUGGUGACACACGUCCCUCUCUCGCCCGCCGCCCGCAAGUCGCUCGCUAGUGUCGAAUCACUUGCAAAGAUUGAGUGCUUCCUCGAGGACGAUCUGCUCGUCAACAUUACCCAUCACGAGCUUGUCCCCAAGCACGUUCUUCUCUCUCGUGAGGAGAAGAUGGCUCUUCUCAAGCGUUACCGCCUGAAGGAGACACAACUUCCCCGUAUCCUGCAAAAGGAUCCUGUCGCUCGCUACCUAGGCCUUAAGCGAGGCCAAGUUGUCAAAAUCAUCCGAAACAGUGAAACAGCUGGUCGUUAUGCCAGUUACCGAUUGUGCGUGUAA
Fusarium coffeatum is the source of this 717-nucleotide messenger RNA. RefSeq lists its product as uncharacterized. The record is from RefSeq and is a predicted model, not a curated record. Gene Ontology annotation, cellular component: RNA polymerase III complex; RNA polymerase II, core complex; RNA polymerase I complex. Gene Ontology annotation, molecular function: DNA-directed RNA polymerase activity; DNA binding. The transcript has 3 exons. NCBI's taxonomy places the organism in Eukaryota, Fungi, Ascomycota, Sordariomycetes, Hypocreales, Nectriaceae. Gene Ontology annotation, biological process: DNA-templated transcription. Bases 1 to 717 code for a protein of 238 amino acids.